UAAAUAUGUCAAACGUCAAUAUUAGGAAAUUUGGAAAUGUUUAUGGAAGUCCAGACAUCAAUUAUUAAAUGAUUAUAAUAACUAAAAAGUGAAUAUUCAAAGAUGAAGGUUGUUUUGAUGGUUGCAGAAAAGCCAUCGCUGGCUCAAAAUUUAGCUAACAUACUCAGUAAUGGAAAGUGUAAUACGACGAAAGGUUCAAAUGGGGCUUGUUCUGUCCACGAAUGGAAUGGCACGUUUAAAAAUGAACCUGUACGGUUCAGAAUGACAUCAGUUUGUGGGCAUGUGAUGAGUCUGGAUUUUACUGGAAAAUACAACAAUUGGGAUAAAGUAGAUCCCGUGGAGUUAUUUUCUUGUCCUACUGAGAAAAAGGAAGCCAUGCCUCGUCUAAAAAUGCCGGCGUUUUUAGGAAUGGAGGCCAGAGGCUGUGAUUAUCUUGUGUUAUGGCUGGAUUGUGAUAAAGAAGGGGAGAAUAUUUGUUUUGAGGUGAUGAGUUGUGUCCAGCCAUUCAUGAAUGGUGAUGUAUGCUCACCUCAAGUGACAUACCGCGCUCGCUUCUCUGCCAUUACAGACAAAGAUAUAAAAGCGGCCAUGUUGAAUCUUGUACGGCCCAAUGAGAAUGAAUCUCGCUCUGUGGAUGCAAGACAAGAGUUGGAUUUACGUAUUGGAUGUGCUUUCACACGUUUCCAGACAAAAUAUUUUCAAGGUAGAUACGGUGAUUUAGAUGCAUCAUUGAUUUCAUAUGGACCUUGUCAAACUCCAACCUUAGGAUUCUGUGUGCAAAGACAUGAUGAAAUACAGACUUUUAAACCGGAGACAUAUUGGGUUUUACGUGUAACUGCUAGUACUGAUGAAGGUCGGGAACUGCCGUUAGAAUGGAAACGAGUUAGAAGUUUCGAGAAGGAAAUUGCUAAUAUGUUUCUUCAUGGUAUAAAAGAGAUAAAAGAAGCUGUUGUUAUCAAUGUACAAGCAAAGGAGAAAUUGAAGUCUAGACCAGUUGCUUUAAAUACAGUUGAGUUGAUGAGAGUGGCCAGUUCCGGACUUGGUAUGGGGCCGCAUCAUGCUAUGCAGAUAGCAGAACGUUUAUACACUCAAGGUUAUAUUUCAUAUCCAAGAACUGAAACAACAAGUUAUCCGGAGAAUUUCGAUUUGAUUGGUGCUCUCCGUCAACAACAAGGUUCGAACAAGUGGGGUGAAGAGGUGAGGGCUUUAUUAGCUAAUGGUAUUAACAAGCCAAAGAAAGGUCAUGAUGCAGGAGAUCAUCCGCCCAUCACACCAUUGAAGCAUGCAACGGAAUCAGAGUUGGAAGGUGACAUGUGGCGUAUAUAUGACUAUGUGACGCGACACUUCAUCGCAACACUUUGUCGUGACUGUCGCUAUCUCUGUACCACAGCCACAUUCCAGAUCGGUACAGAAACGUUCUCAUAUUCUGGCAACACUUUAGUUGAUGCAGGAUAUACUGAAGUUAUGCAUUGGCAAGCUUUUGGUAAAGACGAGUUUGUGCCGGUACUGAAAGUUGACGAUGUACUUAAGGCUCAUGAUCACAGACUGGUCGAAUGUCAAACUUCACCACCUGACUAUCUCACUGAGGCUGAGGUGAUAACAUUAAUGGAGAAGCAUGGUAUAGGCACUGACGCGUCCAUUCCUGUGCAUAUAAAUAACAUAUGUCAGAGGAACUACGUCGCUGUAGGCAAUGGCAGGAAACUGAUACCCACAAAUCUGGGUAUUGUUCUAGUACAUGGAUAUCAGAAGAUCGAUCCAGAAUUAGUGUUGCCAACAAUGAGAUCAGCUGUUGAAGAACAAUUAAAUCUAAUAGCUGUAGGUAGAGCUGAUUUCCAGGCGGUACUUUCACAUACUACUGAAAUAUUCAGAAGAAAGUUUCAAUAUUUUGUUAGAUCUAUUGAAGCGAUGGAUCAAUUGUUCGAAGUUAACUUUUCAUCAUUAAAAGCCAGUGGAAAAGCCUUGUCUCGUUGUGGAAAAUGUAGAAGAUAUAUGAGAUAUAUUCAGGCAAAACCUGCUCGUCUGCAUUGUUCUCACUGUGACGACACAUACGCGCUGCCUCAGAACGGCACUGUGCGUAUCUACCGCGAGCUCAAAUGUCCGCUCGAUGACUUCGAGCUGCUCUCCUGGUCCUCGGGACAUCGCGGCAAGAGCUUCCCGCUCUGUCCGUACUGCUACAACCAUCCGCCCUUCAGGGAUAUGAAGAAAGGUUUCGGUUGUAAUUCAUGCACGCACCCGACUUGCGCGUACGGCGUUAACUCUACUGGUGUGUCUGGUUGUGUGGAGUGCGAGGCUGGUGUGCUAGUGCUGGACCCAGCUGCGCCGCGCUGGAAGCUCGCCUGCAACAGAUGUGACGUUAUAAUCAACAUAUUCGAGGACGCGAGCCGCGUGACUGUGUGCGAGCGCGCCUGUGACUUGUGCGGCGCGCAGCUGCUGUGUGUGGAGUACCGCGCGGGCCGCACACGACUGCCCGCAGCACUCACCGAGAUGACGGCCUGUCUCUACUGCGAGCCCAGCUUUGCAGCACUCGUAGAGAAGCACCGCGCGGUGACGUCACGCGGCGGGGCGAUGUCCCGCGGGCGCGGGCGCAUGCGCGGAGCUCGGCCCCGCAACAAGCAGCCCAAGGACAAGAUGGCGCAGCUCGCUGCUUACUUCGUAUAGCACGAUAAGUAAUUCCGACACAUUGGACACAUGUGAAACUAGCUCACCAGCGUCCUCUAUGUCGGAAAAGUGUCACGAGAUCCUUGUCGGACUCUAUCUUGUCAUGUGUGACAAUUUAUAUGCUUUUAAACAUCGUAGGUAAGUUUUAUAGACCGAUAAACUUAUUUAAUUCUUGUUGUCUUGUUUUGUGUGUCAUUUUCUAUGUCUCUGCAGGUUUAAUAUAUUU
Messenger RNA from Papilio machaon (common yellow swallowtail), 2884 nucleotides. RefSeq names its product DNA topoisomerase 3-beta-1 (gene Top3beta). Bases 103 to 2658 code for a protein of 851 amino acids. NCBI's taxonomy places the organism in Eukaryota, Metazoa, Arthropoda, Insecta, Lepidoptera, Papilionidae. Gene Ontology annotation, molecular function: DNA binding; DNA topoisomerase type I (single strand cut, ATP-independent) activity. Gene Ontology annotation, biological process: DNA topological change. The transcript has 15 exons. The record is from RefSeq and is a predicted model, not a curated record. Gene Ontology annotation, cellular component: nucleus.